AUGCAUAGGCUGGCCAGAGAGAGGAGCGAGUGGAGCGUUGACGGUACAGCGCGGUUUAGCUGUAAAAAAGAAAACGACGAGUUCAACGUGUGCGGGGGUUGCAAAUCAUGUCUCUUCCCUACCCAGCUGUACGAUUCAACAGAGUGGCUGCUUAGAGCUGACGAGUCAUUCAAACGAAGGUUCCUCGCUGGGAUCCUAGUGCGCUGUCAGAGUGUGGAAAUUCUGGAAAAUAUCCUAAAUGUUUUGCAGGGCACGCUGGGCAAAGAUUUCACGUACGCCAGGAGCCACGUUAAAGCUAGCAUCCCGGAGGACCCGGGUAGCUUCGACUCGGAUGGGACACUCGAUCCGGAUCUACUCAGAGUGAGCGUGAGGAAGACCUGGGACUGGUUUAGGAACAGCCCGCCCUGGACGAAAUCUAGAUAUUUAAUGCGAAUCUUGUCCCUGUGUGACACUGAACUUGUGCGUAUGUUGGGGAAUCUAAUUCGCGUACUCAUAGCGAGAGAGAGACGGAAGUUCCUACAGAUCAGCACAGCAAAGAAAGACUACUGGACUGAGCUGAAGAAGGAGACCGUCGGGAGUCCGAAGAGGAAAAGCAGCGAUGCGGACUCUGUCAGCUCCGAGGAUCCCGCCCUAAUGGUGGUUCCAGGGUCCGCCAAAUCCAUGUCAGGGGUGAGCCUUCACCGAGACUUCAUUCGAGGACUUCCCGUCAAUAUCGCCAAGAGCAUUUUAGGCCUGUUGGAUAAGCCCAGUCUACAGAGAUGUAGGCAGGUGUCACAGCACUGGCAGUACCUAACAGAGGAGAUCCUAUCAGAGCUCAGUGUGAAGAAGAUGGUGGAAGACCAGGCUAUGGUGUUGCAGGGCAGCUCCUGCUCUGGAGUGAACCCUGCCUAUGCCCAGAUUCGUGAGGUUCCAGUGCCGUUCAGAGAAGAGGACGAUCACAUCCACCCUAACAAAAUCUCCCCUAAAUAUAAGAAGGAUAUCAGGGGCUUGGAGUCAGUCUAUGUGGGUGUUAAAACCAAGGCAGUGGAAAUGGACGAGCGUAAUGUAUACUGCGGUGCUUUCAACAUCCUGGUAUUGCUGGACAGGGAGGACCCCGGCAGGGUGGUCCACUAUGACGGAGGCCGGGUGGCAGCGCUGGGCUCCAGGGACCGUGCGGUGCGUCUGCUGGACGUCCCACUGCUGAAGGAGGCGCCGCUGAUGAUGACAGGCCACGCGGGCAGCGUGCGAGCGGUGCUGGUCUGCGAGGAGAGGGCUCUGGUCAUCAGCGCCAGCUAUGACCUCACCAUCAGGUGCUGGAACCUGAACACAGGCGCUUGCACCAUGCUCUUCACUGGACACACGGGCACCAUUAACUGUCUGGACCUGCACGGACACAUUCUGGUCUCCGGUGCCAGAGACUGUAAGGUCAAAGUGUGGAGUCUGCUGAAUGGCCAGUGCUUGAAGAGACUGAGGUUCAGACACCAUAAGUCUGUGCAGUGUGUGAAGAUCCACACGCCGGUGGUGCUCAGCGGCUGUGAGGGAGGCCUGAUCAAGAUGUGGGACACAGAGACAGCUGCUUUGCUAAAGGUCAUGGAUGGUCACCAGGGUUCUGUGAGGUGCCUGUUCUUUGACCAGUGGCAUAUCUUGUCAGGGGGCUCAGAUGGACAGGUCCUCGCCUGGAGUACCAACAGUGCCUUUAAAAAGUCCCUUAUGACCUUUCCUCAUCCAAGGGAAGUGCCAACGCUGUCUUUCCACUUCCUGCGAGUCAUCACUGGUUGUGCGGAUGGAAAGAUCCGAAUCUUUAACUUCCUCGGUGGAGACUGCCUUAGAGUCAUCAAAAUUAGCACCCGCCAGAGCACUGUUCUCUCUCUACAUACACAUCACAACAACAUCCUGGUGAAUAGCAGCAGUCGUGUUCUGCUGCUGCAGUUCGCUCAGGAGCGCUGGGACUAUGCGGCAGAGCCGAUGAGGACGCUGGGUGGUGCGGGCAUCUGCGCUCCACCCCGCGACCACAGCAUGGCCUCAUCUGGUUGGAAGGUCUCCAGACAGAGCAGAGGUACAAGGCUGGCUCCCUCCCACCACACCCGGAGCUGCUCAGCUGCCGGCAUGCAGCAGCAGGCACAUGAAAAUCCCCCUGUGACCUCAGAGCGUGUGAUGACCCUGAGCGAGAGGGCAAUCCGAGAGCGUGUGAGAAAGAGAGGCCUCCAUCACCCUGUGACCCCUGCCCAGGUGAUCCUAAAGGUCAGCAGUCCAACCCAGCAGCCACACAGCUGUGACCUGGCCUCCUCCGUCAUGAAGCUCAACGCUAGGGCACAGGACGCCUUGGGGCCCCUUUCGCUUGACCCAGACAGGCAGCAGCAAACUGGAGGCUCCUCUACUCCACCCCGCAAGACCCCCGCUCAGCCCCGUCCAGCCCCCAGGCCGUCCAAGGCCUACUUCGAAGGUAUGGUUAAAAUCUACACGCCAUUCAGAACCCACACGGUUGACCUCGCCCUCCGGCAUUCCCUGCACUCCGGACAGAUCCACUCCAGUGUCCCGUCCCCGAAGCUCUUCCGGCCCCGGUCUGGACGGGUCGGCGCAAUCACCCCCACAGCCGAAGAAGACAGCCGGACCCUUCGGCCAACGUUCACGAGGAGCGCCGGGAAACACCCGGACCACCGUGUGGAGACGUCGGGGAUUAAGCCCACAAAAACUCGCAACACUCUGGAUCCCUUCAGAGAACGUGGAGGCUUUCAGCUGAGGACUGACACAGAGGUGGAGGAGCUCACCCAAGCUCAACUGCAAGCCGAUCUGUGUCACUCCACCCCACACCCCGCAGACGUGAGAGACGGCAUGGGACGGCUUGGAAAAUGAAAAUCAGAAGUGUGUCAGCUCACGAUUACACCAAAGAGGAGCAGGUGUAUGCCCCAGAGCUGGGAGGGCACACGUAUGUUUGACACAUGCACCAGACAGUGUACAGUGCCCUACACCAGCAAUGCUCCGCCCUAGACCAUGUGCAAGCAAAUACAUUCAAAUAUAUUUUAAAAUGUUUAAAUAUUCUUUAUUCUUCUGUACUUAUCACGAGCAUAUCAUGAACCAUCGACUGAUUUCAGACAUUCCUUUAACCCGUCUUGUAUGUAACAAUUUGAGGCACACCAGUAGUGUCACUAUAUUAUGUAUGGA
This is a messenger RNA of Electrophorus electricus (electric eel), 3141 nucleotides long. The record is from RefSeq and is a predicted model, not a curated record. NCBI's taxonomy places the organism in Eukaryota, Metazoa, Chordata, Actinopteri, Gymnotiformes, Gymnotidae.